AUGUCCAACGAACAAAACAACAACAUUGAAACAUUAUUAAAAACAAUACAAACCGAAUCAAAUAGAUUAAUCGAACAAUUACCAACAGAAAUCCCAUCAACUUCAGAAGGAAUCUCUUUACUUUCAUUAAAAAAUGACAUUUUAUUAUCUUAUAUUCAUCAUCUUAUUAAUAUUUGUGCAUUAAGAAUUUCAGGCCCUACUUCAUUUUUAGAGAAAACUGGACCAAUGCCUAAUUCUAUUGAACAAUUGGUUUGGUUAAGAUUAGUGAUGGACAAAGUUAGACCUAUGGAAGGUAAACUUAAAUAUCAAAUUGAUAAAUUAGUGAAAAAAGUUGAAGAGAAUGCUGCUGGAGCUUUAGAAACUGAUCCAAAUUAUGUCAUCAAUGAUCCACUCGCUUUCCGUCCCAACCCAGCUGCAAUGGGUUUCACGGUUCCCGAUCAGGAGCUGUCUUCAUCGAACCAACCUGUAUCCACAAGCGCAGAACGUGAUGCUGGUGGAGAAAUUUACCGGCCACCACGUUUGGCUCCCAUGGCUUACCCCGAUCCAUCCACUACGGCAACUACAUCCGCAUCCGAAGGUCCUCGACGCCGACCAGCACCUGCGCCAUUGGCCUUACGUGAACUUGCGCAACUCUCAAAAAGCCAACCUCACGAAGAAUCAACGAGUGGGUUGGGUGUAUCAGCAGCAGUUGCUUCGGCUCGUGCACGUCAAUUAGCUAGAAUGGAUGAUUACGAGGAGAGUAACAUGAUUCGAUUAGUGACAUCUAAGAAGGAGAGUAAGAAACGUAGGGCAGAUGAGGCUGCUAUCGCAUUGGGUGGUCAAGGUGUGACAUGGGCAGCAGGUAAAGGAGUGGGUAGACGAGGUGGAUUGGAAAGUGAAUUUGCAGAUGUGUUGGGAAGUAUUGGUCGUAAAGGAAAUUACUCAUCUGCUAAACGGUCUAGUAAUUCUAGGGUAUCUUCAAGUGGUGGUGGUGAUCCUUUAGCUAGAUUGGGUAAGAAAAGGCAAAAGGGAUCGUUUGAAAAAGCUGUCAAGAGGUCUUCAAAUUCAUAA
Messenger RNA from Melampsora larici-populina 98AG31, 1050 nucleotides. RefSeq lists its product as uncharacterized. The coding region runs from base 1 to 1050 and encodes 349 amino acids. The transcript is spliced from 2 exons. Gene Ontology annotation, cellular component: small-subunit processome; nucleolus. Gene Ontology annotation, biological process: maturation of SSU-rRNA from tricistronic rRNA transcript (SSU-rRNA, 5.8S rRNA, LSU-rRNA). The record is from RefSeq and is a predicted model, not a curated record. Lineage: Eukaryota; Fungi; Basidiomycota; Pucciniomycetes; Pucciniales; Melampsoraceae.